AUUCUGCUGGCUAUACUGCCCCCGCACUCAACCCAGACUCUCCAGCCGUUGGACGUAGUCUGCUUCGCCCCACUGGCUCAUUUCUAUACUAUUGAGCUCACUGAGUACCUCCAGCAAAGCCUAGGGUGGCUCCUAGUCAAGAAAGGUGACUUCAUUCUACUAUUCUGGCGUGCUUGGGUGAAGAGCUUUACAGAGAGUACUGUAUUGAGCUCCUUCAGAGUUACUGGGAUAUGCCCACCUGAUAGUAGCCAAGUACUUGAUCGCUUCACCCACGGAACCCCUGAGGCAGCUGAGAGCUCUGAUUCGUCUACUUCUGUGUAUAGCGGUGACAACUGGGUCAAAGUCCAGAGUCUUAUCAAGGCUGCAGUGAAGGACAACAAUAGUAGAGAGACCCGGAAGCUUCAUCGGACUCUCCACCAUCUAUCAGUGCAGAAUCAGCUUAUA
Messenger RNA from Didymella exigua CBS 183.55, 444 nucleotides. RefSeq lists its product as uncharacterized. Lineage: Eukaryota; Fungi; Ascomycota; Dothideomycetes; Pleosporales; Didymellaceae. The record is from RefSeq and is a predicted model, not a curated record. The annotation marks the transcript as partial. The transcript has a single exon.